AUGAGCCAUUUCGCCAAUCCGCUGGCGACGCCCUCACAGCUCUACCAGCGCGCAUCUGCCUCAUCGCUGCCGCUGGAUCUCCACGAGGCCGUCUUCGUUGCGACGCAAUGCCUGACCCAGGCGGCCGGCAGACUCUUGCAGCUGCCUCAGUCGGUGACGGCGCAAGCCAAUGUGCUUUUGGCGCGGUACUGGGUGGUAGACUCGCCCAUGGCCCAUGAAUUCAGCGACGUAUCAGCUGCUUCGAUAUACCUCGUCGCAAAGCUGGGGCCAAUUCCUCGUUCCCCGCGGGAUGUCUCCAACGUCUACGCGUAUCUGGCAUCUGCCAAUUCGCAACUUUUCCCUACAGACGAGCCACCAAAGAACGAUCCGCGGACAUACUACCAAUCGGAGGCGGACUAUUACGCUUUCCAGCAGCGCAUGUUGAGCUUGGAAGCUCGUAUACUUCGGUCACUGUCGUUUGAUACUCACGUCGCUCUUCCACACCCGCUAGCCAUCACCUACCUCCAGACACUGGAUUUCCUAUCGCAGCCACGAUCCACAGUCUCUCUGCGAGUACUUCAAUACCUCAACACAUCUCUACUAUCGCCACAGAUGCUCUACGUCACCCACCAGCCGCACGCUUUGGCCACGGCGGCGAUAUAUAAUGCAGCGCGCGACGUGGGCGCCAAGAUGCCGGAGCACGAGUGGUGGGAGGUAUUCGACGUUGACCGCGAAGAGCUGGGAUUUCUGGUGGUUGCCAUGCGUAGCGUGGAGGGGUGGAUGCAGAAGCUCAAGGAAGAAAUCCCGAGCUUUGGAAGCAAGAUGUUAAAGAGAAGCAUGAUUGAAGACGAAUUAAAGAAGAGAGGGCUACGUGUCGACGGCGGAAAUACGGCAGCCGUGGAUGAGGAAGACGAAGUUAUGCGAAUGAUGGACAGUCGCUGA
Trichoderma gamsii is the source of this 921-nucleotide messenger RNA. RefSeq lists its product as hypothetical. NCBI's taxonomy places the organism in Eukaryota, Fungi, Ascomycota, Sordariomycetes, Hypocreales, Hypocreaceae. Gene Ontology annotation, molecular function: cyclin-dependent protein serine/threonine kinase regulator activity. The record is from RefSeq and is a predicted model, not a curated record. Bases 1 to 921 code for a protein of 306 amino acids. Gene Ontology annotation, cellular component: nucleus. The transcript has 2 exons. Gene Ontology annotation, biological process: regulation of transcription by RNA polymerase II.